GGGGGGCAGGCUGCAGCUGCCCGUGCAGCGGGCUGCAGGGGGGGACCAGGGGUGCAGUCCCCGCCCCGGGGACGGGUGCUGGGUCCUCGGCCACAGCGUGGGGCUGGGUGCGGAGGGUGGAAGGCGCUCGACCUGCCCUCUGUUUGCCUUGACCCCCCCGCCCCGGCACUGCCAGCCAAAUGCCGGGAAAGGGCCCUCGGAGGCUUCACGCCCCCUCCUUGGCUCAGCAAACACAGCACAAGUGGCACCUUGGCAGCCGGGGUGGCCCCAGCCACCUCCCACCCCCCCCGAAAUCCCUAUAAAUCCCCUCGGCUCCAGCUGGCAAAGGGACCGGAGCCACGCAGCGAGGGAGGACGAGAUGGACGGCAGCUCCAAAGAGGCGCUGAUGGAGGAGGCACCUCCGAGGUACACGGCCUCCCCCCGCCUGCCCUGCAUCCCCCACCAGCUCAAGUGCCUCCUGGUCGUGGUGGUGGUGGUGGUCGUCCUCGUGGUGGUCAUCGUCGCCUUCCUCCUCCUGGGGCUGCACAUCACCGAGACGCACGCCGAAACGGUCUUGCGAAUGACCAUCCAUGGUCUGGACGGCGAAGGGACCCCCCAACACCUCUCCAUGAGCAAGAAGGAGAGGACGGGGACGUUCGCCGUGCGGGACGGGCUCAACGCCACCGCCGUGGUGGUGUACGACUACAGCAAGCUGCUGGUCGGCUACAGGUCCUGGCGGCACCGCGCCUGCUACGUCACCCGCGUGGACAAGGACAACAUGCCGGGGCUGGACGCCGUCAUCGAGACCUUCCAGCAUCGGCAGGCUGAGAUGAAGGGGGCUGGGGACAACGCCAUGCCCUUGGCCGACCGCUCCAUCCUGGGCACCACCAUGAACAUCCUCUGCAGCACCGUCCCCGUGUACUGGGCGUACUGGAGCAGCCCGGGCUGGGAGGAGGAGGAAGAGGAGGAAGGGGAGGAGGCAGCCAUGGAGAGCAGCACGAAGGAGGUGGUGGUGGUUGAAGAGCCGCUGGACCCGGAGAAGUGCUGCGGCUCCGGCUGCUGCCCCCAGGGAUGCUGCAAACCGGGCUGCUGCUGCUGGCCCUGCACCGUCUGCUGCGCCAAAUGCGCCCGGUGCUGCUGCCUGCCCCGCUGCUGCAAAUGCCCCAGCUGCCCCGGUUGCCCCGGUUGCCCCGGUUGUUGCGGUUGCUUGAAGCGAGCCUUCUGCUUCGUGCCUCGCCUCCUCUGCUACCUGCCCCGCAAGCUCCUCAGCUGCCACCACCUCAAGUGCCUCCUCAUCACGGUGGUGGUGGUGGUCCUGCUGGUGGUCAUCAUCGCCGGCGCCCUGCUGAUGUGGCUGCGGGCGGACCAGCGGCACGCCGACGCCGUCCUGCGGAUGGGGCUGCAGAGAGGACUGGCCUGGGAAGAGGACGCGGCCACUUUCUACCUGGAUGGUGGGGAUGGAAACCCGGCCACCGUCGUCUACGAUUACAAGAACCUGCUGGUGAGCUACAGAUCCCAUCCCCGCCGCGCCUGCUACGUCACCCGCGUGGACAAGGACAACAUCCCGGGGCUGGAUGCCAUCGCCAAGACCUUCCAGCGUCGGCAGGCUGAGAAGAGGCUCGCCAUGCCCUUGGCCGAUCGCUCCCUGCUGGGCACCACGGCGAGCAUCCUCUGCAGCAUCGUCCCCGUCUACUGGGCUUAGCCUCGCCCGCAUCCCCGACGGACACGGCGCCCCCGCAGCCCCUUCAUCCCUUGGGGAGCAUCACCAACACUUCCACGGCCCCCCCCGACCCCCGACACGAGCAGCCCCCCACUCACCCCGAUUUCGGGAGGUGCCAGGGCCCGCAUGAUGCCGUGGGGCUGAGCGGGGGGUUGCGGGGUCGGGGGGUGGCAUUGGAAGGGUAUGGGGCGGGGGGGGGAUCUGCUUUGCCAUGCGGCAUCGCAUCCCAGCUGCAAC
Chroicocephalus ridibundus (black-headed gull) is the source of this 1936-nucleotide messenger RNA. RefSeq names its product surfactant protein C (gene SFTPC). Gene Ontology annotation, biological process: respiratory gaseous exchange by respiratory system. Gene Ontology annotation, cellular component: alveolar lamellar body; extracellular region. Bases 359 to 1681 code for a protein of 440 amino acids. The transcript has 11 exons. The record is from RefSeq and is a predicted model, not a curated record. NCBI's taxonomy places the organism in Eukaryota, Metazoa, Chordata, Aves, Charadriiformes, Laridae.